Messenger RNA from Stegostoma tigrinum, 8992 nucleotides. Its product is annotated as ral guanine nucleotide dissociation stimulator-like 1. The transcript is spliced from 21 exons. The record is from RefSeq and is a predicted model, not a curated record. Gene Ontology annotation, biological process: positive regulation of GTPase activity; Ras protein signal transduction. Gene Ontology annotation, cellular component: plasma membrane. Gene Ontology annotation, molecular function: guanyl-nucleotide exchange factor activity. Bases 7357 to 8886 code for a protein of 509 amino acids. Lineage: Eukaryota; Metazoa; Chordata; Chondrichthyes; Orectolobiformes; Stegostomatidae.
UCACUGCCCCCAAUAAAGAUGGUGACGGUCACACGGGCCGAUCGCCAUCUGAGGCGUUGAUUUGUUUUCUGCAAACGUGAGUCUGGGAGUUUCAAAUGGGUGUGUUUUCCGACGUGCACUAACUGUUUGUAAAACUUCCAAACCCAUACGAAUAUCACUUCCCUCCAGCUUUCUACCGUUUUGCUUUCUUUACUGUGGCCUGCUCUUACCUCAAUUGCACAAAUCUUGGUCUCAGCGAAGGAUCUAGGCCCGAAACGUCAGCUUUCCUGCUCCUCUGAUGCUGCUUGACCUGCUGUGCACAUCCAGCUGCACACCGUGUUAUCUCGGAUUCUCCAGCAUCUGCAGUUCCGGUUAUCUCAGCGACUCUGCACCGCACUCGUGGAUGAUCACGUGGUUUUCACUGAUCCCGCCCUCCCUUCAUUCCGAUUGGGCGAUAUCCGUCCGGUCAUGCACGGCACACCUGUGCUCCUAUUGGUCGCGCACUGACAUCAAUCAGCCAGACUUCACCGUGAGCUUUAGCAUGCGCAGUGCUUUGUGUUAUUGUUGGAAGCAAAUGAACGUCGUCGCAAUGUUGCAUUUUGAGACGAAUGAGACUGAAAACCGGAUCUGUCUUUUUACCUUCACAGAUGCUGCCAGACCUGCUGAGCUUUUCCAGCAACUUUGUUUUUGUUCCUGAUUGACAACAUCCCAGUUCUUUUGUUAUUUUUUAAUAAGUCGCGAUUGAAAAGGCUUCCUGCAGCUCAAAGCUAAAGGUACUCUUGAUACCGCUCUGUCAGCCAAUAGAGAAAUAGCGGUGAAAUAAGGGUAAUAAAUACAGGUCUAGCAGUCCUCAGGUAAGAUGUAAAGGGAAUAAUUAUGAAUAUGAAGAACAUCACGUGGUGAAGUGAGGUGAGUGUUGUUCAUAUGAACUGUGAUUGGGCAGAGAGGGAGGUUAAUCAAAAAAGAACAAGCAGAAAAGAGAUUCUCAAGAAAGGUCUGUGCAAUGGAAAGCAACGAGAAUCAGAAGAUAAAAGCCCAACACAAGAAAAAGUUUGAAGACCGUGGCUGCAGAAACUCCAAUAAGUUGUUUCACUGCUCUACUGCCUAGUUAUUGACUUAAGCAGUAUAAUCCACAUUCAACUCUAAGUAGCUGUCUGAGUUUGUCACUGUAGUUUACUUCAUAACAGAUAAACUCCACACUUUGUCUCAAUAAAGCUGACAGUUGGUUCACCAAUUAGUUCUGCUGCCAAGUCCGUUCUUGUUUGAAAAGGGGUAUAGAUCACAUUUAAAUAGACAAUGAAAAAUGUCAAUCCAGGCUGGGAGCAAAAUUCUACUCCCUCGCCACUGACUCCAUCCCUGCCCCAGGUAACUGGCAGGUAACACACUGGUCACAGUCAGGGUGCAAUAUUUCACCCCAAGAUGAGCUUCUAACCACAUUACUCACCCCCACACUCAUUAUCACAAAGACCACAUACAAUUUCAACCUCAACAGCAUCUCAGGUCAUCUGCUGCUGAAACUCUCAUCCAUUCCUUUGCUACCUCUCGACUUAACUCCCCAAACACACUCCCGGCCGGCUUCUUAAUACUACUUCCCUGAAAUCUUGAACUGAUCCAAAAAUCUGCUGCCCAUGUGUUUAUUCUCACCGAUUUUAACAUCUUCAAGUUUUGUCAUUCUGUGCUCACUAACAUAAACAUUUUCUCAGUGGCAAAGCACCAAGGUUUUGAAAUUCAUAUCCUUAUUUUGAAAUUUUGGCAUCACACCACUUUCGUUUGAUAGUCCCUCCAGCUGCAAACCCCUCUGAGAUUUAUCUGAAGAAGGGUCACUGGACACAAAACAGUAAUGCUGCUCUCUCUCUCCACAAGCACUGCCAGAUAAGCUGAGUUUUACAUCAAUUUCUGCUUGUGUUACAACUUUCAAGCAUCUACUGUCAUUUUGCUUUUUCCUUCAAGACAUUUGUUCUCCCUGACUUCCAACCUCCUGUGGAUUUCUGGUUUUAACUCCCACCUUUUUCAUGUUUUCAGUUCCUAAGGCCAUAAGCUCUUGAAUUUACUCCCUAAACAUCCGUGGUUUUCAAAGUCCCCUUGUUUGUUCAGGAUAUUCCUUGAAACCUACUUCUUUGGCCAGUUUUGGGUCACUUGUCCUAAUAAGUACCUGGUAUCAAAUAUUGUUUUGUGACAACCUUGUGUAAUAUGUCAGAUCAUUGGAUUGAAUCAAAAAUGUGAAAACAUUUAAAUUGUUCUUUUGGAAAACAUCACUAAUCCUUCACGAUCAUUUGGGAACUCGUUACCUAAUAUCAUUGCAAGUGCGACUUCACCACAUGACCUGCACUGGUUCAGAAAGGUCAAACAUCAAGUUCUCCAGAUGUAACUGAGGAUUGGCAAUAGUUACUGAUACCUUUGGAGAGUGAUCCAACGUUCAUGUAUCUGGAUAUGGUGAAUGAAUAGACAAUAGGUGCUGGAGUAGGCCGUUCGACCCUUCGAGCCAGCACCACCAUUCAUUACGAUCAUGGCUGAUCAUCCACAAUCAGUAUCCUGUUCCUGCCUUAUUCUCAUAACCCUUGAUUCCACUAUCUUUAAGUGCUCUAUCUAUCUCUUUCUUGAAAGUAUCCAGAGAGUUGGCCUCCACUGCCUUCUGGGGCAGUGCAUUCCAUAUAUCCAUCGCUCUCUGGGUGAAGAAGUUUUUCCUCGACUCUGCUCUAAAUGGCCUACCCCUUAUUUUUAAACUGUGUCUUCUGUUCUGGACUCACCCAUCAGCGGAAACAUGCUUCCUGCCUCCAGAGUGUCCAAUCCCUUAAUAAUCUUAUACGCCUCAAUCAGAUCCCCUCUCAUCCUUGUAAACUCAAGUGUAUACAAGCCCAGUCGCUCCAAUCUUUCAACAUAUGAUAGUCCCGGACGCCAUUCCAGGAAUUGAGCUCGUGAACCUACGCUGCACUCCCUGAAUAGCCAGAAUGUCCUUCCUCAAAUUUGGAGACCAAAGCAGCACACAAUACUCCAGGUGCGGUCUCACCAGGGCCCUGUACAGCUGCAGAAGGUCCUCUUUGCUCCUGUACUCAAUUCCUCUUGUUAUGAGGCCAGCAUGCUAUUAGCUUUCUUCACUGCUUGCUGUACGUGCAUGCUUGCUUUCAUUGACUGAUGUACAAGAACACCUAGAUCUCGUUGUACUUCCCUUUUACCGAACUUGACUGCAUUGAGAUAGUAAUCUGCCUUCCUGUUCUUGCCACCAAAGUGUAUAACCACACAUUUAUCCACAUUAAACUGCAUCUGCCACGUAUCCGUCCACUCACCUAGCUUGUCCAACUCACCCUGUAUUCUCAUAACAUCCUCCUCACAUUUCACACUGCCACCCAAUUUUGUGUCAUCAGCAAAUUUGCUAAUAUUACUUCUAAUGCCUUCGUCUAUAUCAUUAAUAUAUAUCGUAAACAGCUGCGGUCCCAGCACUGAACCUUGUGGUACCCCACUGGCCACUGCCUGCCAUUCUGAAAGGGACCCGUUUAUCACUACAUUUUGCUUCCUGUCAGCCAGCCAAUUUUCAAUCCAACUCAGCAUUUUGCCCCCAGUACCAUGUGCCCUAAUUUUAUUCACCAAUCUCCUAUGUGGGACUUUAUCAAAGGCUUUCUGAAAGUCCAGGUACACUACAUCCACUGGUUCUCCCUUAUCCAUCUUCAUAUGGACAUGUUGCAGAACCUGUUGGGUAGGAGAAGUUCAGAAACAGAACAGCGAUGGCUUCCUUCUGACUCGAGAGGGUCUAACUUUACUUUUUAAUUGAAAAAUCUUCAGGUUCAUUUAUAGUUCUUCACGGAGUAUGAAUUGUUGAACUUAUUCAGCUGCAUGUGUCCAAUAAAUUUCUUCAGAUGUGAGGUCAAAGAAAUUCAAAACUAUUCCUCAUCCUCCCACAGACUUUCUCUCACUGUUAAGGUGCCUACUCAUGGACUUAGGGGAUCCAGGUACAUGAUUAUUUGAAGUUUCCAUCCCAUUUAAACAGUGGUUAAACAGUCUUUUGGCACGGCAGCCUUCAUUGCUCAAUUGUUUCAGUUUCGGAGUUGGGAAGUCAUAUUGAGGUUGCACAGGAUGUUGAUGAGACCUCUUCUGGAAUACAAUGUGCGGUUUCUGUCACACAAUUACAGGAGGCAUAUCAUGAAGCUGGCGAGCGUUAAGAAGAGGUUUACCAGGAUGUUGCCUGGUAUGGAAGCUUUGAUUUAUAAAGAAAGGUUGGAUAGACUUUGACUUUUCUUGCUGGUGCUUAGGAGGUUGAGAGGCGGCCUGUUAGAAGUUCAUAAAAUAAUGAGACAUGUAGAUAGUAUGAAUUGUGGUCGUCAUUUCCCAAGGAUGGGAGAUUUCAAGACUAGGGAAUGUUUUUAAGUUGGGAGGAGAUAAUUUAAUAAAAAAAAAUGCAAGGCAGAACUUUGCAGUGACUGUGAACAAAGCAAUGGCAAGUUCCAGCAGAGAAACAGGUGGCAAAGAAACAGGUGACAGCCAGGCAUGUGAGGGCUAAUGUGUUUCGUUUGCAAGUGACAUUCACCGCUUCACAAAGUGGAGAACGUUGAAGUACAGCAGCGACGGUGAUUAUUUUGCAGGAUAUUCACCUUGCAAAUGGUUUUUCCGCCAGUAUCCCUGAUUACAUCGCAAUCGACAGGAUGAAAGCUGCAGCAAGACGUGUGGAGCCAGUGGUGUAAUUGAUACGGCAUCUGAUUUUGAAUUGGAAGUUUGGAAUAUUGUAUCCUCUCUCACUCGAGUGAAGUUGACAGCUUUUCUACCCUUGCAAAUUGACAGACACUCCCGAAGAGGAAUGUCUGGCCAACGCUGUUUUUGUCAGGUUCCCAGCAGCUUAAGUGAAUGGAUUGCUGGGUUUUGGAAAUUGAAAAUUGAAAUUAAAAGGUAAAUGAGUAACUUGAGUGUGGGGCUACUUCAGCUCAUUGUAUAUUUCAUAUCCCACCUCAUGGCAACAGUACCCAUUGUCAGGAGAAACUGCAUGUGUUCCACACAAAGCUGCCUUUUGCUGGGAAACCUUGUGUACAGCAGGAGAAGCGGGUAGAACACUGUGUGUAUAAGACUGACACUGAGCCACACAUUAAACGGUAAAGAUAACAAGUAAAGUUGGAAACUUGCUCGCCCAGCUGGCUUGUUUUCGUUCAGACUUUUCGUCACCACGCAAGACCAGAAAUAUGUGUGAAUUUCCACAUUGCUGUUUGUCCUUCCACUUGAGGAGGAGCAUUUGGAAUGGCAGGAAGCAGCUGGCAUCAGUGAUGUUUGGCUGGAAGUACAAGGUGAAGCAGGAAAACUGUAGGUGAGCAAUGGGGGAGGAGCACAAACCCAGGGCAUCCAUCAAAUACUUCCAUUUGUUGCUGUAAAUAGGUUCUAGUUUUGGAGUCUGGAGUGGGACAAUAGAGCCAAGUGAGUGAAGUUCUGCUUUCUGGGGGUUGCUCUCUCCGAAAGCCUCUGGCACUCUCGGUGGAAGGUGUCCUUGUUAGUUUCCUUCUGUGGGUGAAAAUGAGGUUCACUUCCCCGAGGGGGCAUGAGCACAGUCUUCACACCUCAAACUUCAGUUUUGCUUGUUGAUUCCUCAAAGUGUUGACCCAGAAACCCGCACAGCACACACUUCAUUGGGGAGACAAUGGCCUGAGGUUGUUAUCACUGGACAGUUAAUCCAGAGACCCAGAUAGUACUUUGGGGACUUGUGUUUGAAUCCAGUUGCAGCAGACGGCGGAAUUUGAAUUCAAUACAAACCUGGAAUUAAGCGUCUAAUGAUGAGCAUGAAUCUGUUGUCCUUUAAGGGAAGUAAAUUGGCAUUCUUGCUUACAUGUAACUCCUGACCCACAGCAAUGUGGUUGACUCUUAACUGCUCUCUGGACAUUUAGGAAUGUGUAAUAAAUGUUACCCUAGCCAGUGAUGCCCUCAUCCCGUGAAUGAAUUUAAAAAGUACGUCAGGAAUUCCUCCUGUAUGCAAUGAUAACUGAUUUGCUUUGCCCAAUCUUUAUGCAGACUGAAGUCACUGGACUCUUGAAGUCAGUGACCUUUUAUCAUAAUUAGAGCUCUCCCUUUCUGCUGGUGUCUUCAAUUUCCUUUUUAGUGCCUUCUGCUAAAAUUACCACACGAGUUAACUGGGGUGUAUAUACAUCGACCACUGUCAAUUUCUGUCCCUUGAUGUUUCUAAACUGUACCCAGACUCCAUUUCACCAGAACUAAUAUCCAUUGUCAUUACCAUAUUAAUUUUAUUCCGUAGCCAGUAAUGCUAACCUACCUCCUCCUUCUUGUCAGUCCUUCCAAGAAACUGAAUAUGCCUGGAGCCCAGCUUCAGACAUUGUAGAUAUUUUGGUUUCUGAUUUACCAAAACAUCCUGGAUUCUGGAAAAAUCUGAGUUCAGUAGAAAUUAGCAGUUGUAACACUGCUAUGUAAGAAAGAAGGAGGAGCAAAAAUAAGGAAUAAAGCCAGUUAACAUGAUUUCAAUCAGUUGGGAAAGUGCUUAAUAAUGUCUCUUCAUUAAGUAUGUUUCAGCAAUGCACUUAAAACAAAAAUCGUAUCAUCUGAUUAAAUCAACGUGGUCAAUCCAGAAGAAGACAUUCCAUGAUGGAGACAGGGCAGUUGCAGGUAAGUUCAAGGUCACCCUGGGGCCAGGCAUGUUUGACAAUUUCAUUCCUUUUUGAUAGUCAAACAAGUGAGGUCGCAAAGAGGAAACCAACAGCUGCAUAACACCUGGAUUCCCAAGAGGCAUUUUGUAGGGUGUCACACUGGUGGCUAAUAGAUAAGAGAAGGGCUCUGGAACUGAAGGUAAUGUAUGAGCAUGAAUAGAGAGUUGGUGAACAUGCAGGACAUAACAGGAAGUGUUGUUGUGACUGUGAUGAGAGGAGUGCAAAGGAUUCGAAGGUGAAUAUAAAGGUUAAAUUAACUUCAGGGAUGUUUUUAAGGGACUUUCAGGACAGAUGAGACCAUCCAUCCUCUUGACAGCUGACCAGCCAGUCUGGCCACCAAAUAAAUUAAUAGAUGUAUUGGUCACAUGUGGGCAGGCCUCCUGGUGCCUUCACCUCCAUGGGCAAUAUACCAGGAAGGCUGUUCAGGGAAGAUGGUGAAGAUGGGAAACUGCAUCCAUGACAUGAUGCCCACGUUUACAAACAAGCCCUCCCCACAUGACAACCGCGUACACGGAGAUGAAGUGGAAAACAGCAGUGUAAUUAGAACUAACACGAAUUGAAGCGGAGGGAAAGGAGCAAUACCUUCGUGGUAUCACUCUUGGUUGUGAGAAGAGUUUUGAGGUUUGACGAUACUUCACCUUUCUCAUUCCUCAGACUCCAACCCACUUUGAUUCUGAAAGAUUUGACUGUUGUUUCCGGUCAGUCAGCUUGCCGAAGCAGUCAGAUUUCCGUCAUACUACUCAGAAUAAAAAUGGCAUCAGGAGAUGAGCUUCCAUCCCAUCUCACUGUCGAUACCCCCAACGUUCAAAUUCUUAACUCUGAGACCUCAAAAAGACUCGUCGAAAAUUUUGUAAUCGCUCUCAUGAACAAGGAGCGUUUCUACAUCCGCACAUUCUUUUCGACAUACAAAGCAUAUACCACUGCUGAAAGUGUGUUGUACAUCCUCCUGGACAAGUCUAAAACCUUUGACAGCCCAAACUCUGAGAAAGAUGAAGAACCAGGUUCACCAAAAGAGACAGCAACAAUUUCAAAUUCUGGAAAUGUUGACAGUGCAAAUGGUGAGGAAAAUGGAAGUUGUGUUUCUUCAGGAUCCAGCGAAAUAAUUGCUGAGUCUAAAACCUUUGACAGCCCAAACUCUGAGAAAGAUGAAGAACCAAGUUCACCAAAAGCGACUGCAGACAUUUCAAAUUCUGGAAAUGUUGACAGUGCAAAUGGUGAGGAAAGUGGAAGUUGUGUUUCUUCAGGAUCCAGCGAAAUAAUUGCUGACUGUGAAAGUGUUGAAUCCAAACACUGUCCGAAUUCUGAUGAAAUUCAGAAUUUAAGUUCACCGGAGAAGGGAGCGACAGUUAAGAAAAGCAUAGACUUCAACAGAUCAAGCUUUCUAGGAGAAUAUAAUUUCAGUCCUGCAGAAAAGGAAACACUAAUGAAAAUUGCUAUUCCUGAAAUUCUCGAAAUCUGGCUGGAGGAAUCUGCCGAAGACUUUCGUCAAGUUCCAACUUACUCUUGUCUCCGGAAGGUACUUUCCUACUUGAACCAAACAGUGCCAGGGUCAGAUGCUGAACAUCGGGCCCAGAAACUCGUGAGUCGGUUUUUGGCGGAGGAAACAGCGGAGAAAGAGAUGUUCAAAGGCUACCGUAGAAGAGUCAGAUUCUAUGUGGGAGAAGAACACGACCAAACCAUCGAACAAGUUGACGAAAAGCUCCUGUCCUACCCAUCACGCUUCAUUGCAGAGCAGCUGACUUUUAUGGAUGCUGAUCUUUUUCGGAAACUUGUGCCCAGCCAAUGUUUAGGGUCCAUCUGGUCUCAACGAGGGAAGGAAGAAAAACAGCAUCUGGUAUCAACCGUCCAGGCCACCAUGACACAGUUCAAUAAUGUUACAAAAUGUGUCACCAGCACCAUAUUAAGACGUCAACAGUUGAAACCAUGGCAGACGGCUAAAAUCAUUGAGAAAUGGAUUGAUGUUGCCCAGGAAUGUAGGAUUUUGCAGAAUUUCUCGUCAGUGCAUGCUAUUACCACUGCAUUGCAAUCAAAUAGUGUGUUCAAUUUGAAGAAGACUUGGGCAGCCGUGUCAAAGAGCAGUAAGAUAACAUUUGAAGACCUUUCAAACAAUGAAGAAGAUAACUUUGUAGCAAGUAGAGAGCUGCUAAUGGAGGAUAUCGUUCAGGGAAUUGUGCCGUACCUGGGAACUUUCUUAACAGAAUUUUCAGCACUGGAUUCGGCUUUCCCGAAUUACCAUUCAAAUGGCUUGAUCAACUUUGACAAGAGACAAAAACUCCUCUGAACUCGAGAAACCGCCAAAGCCCAAAAAGAGUGUGUUUAAACGCCUCAGCUGCCUGUUUUCAAAGAGAGGUGUUAAAAUACACAACACUCAAACUAAAAGCUCUGAG